UUGGCAGCAAACUCUCUCUACAUUCAUGACACGUAACUCUAGGCAACUUCCUGUUAAGUCUAGUUUAUAAACUUCAAGCUAGGAAGAUCUAGACACAGAUCAGAUAACUACGAUCUAGAUCUACUAUGACUAUGAUCUAGAUUCUAUCAAUAUCAACAUUUGCCUUGUUACUAGAUUUAGAUAAUAUAUAGAUCAACUGUUGGAUUGGAAAUAACAUUAAGUAGAUUAGAUCUAGAGACUAAUUACAAAUGGCAUCAUAUACUUCUCCUAACUCUAACGAUACAAACAAAGAGACACAUAAAUGUAAAAACAUUGUUGAUCAACAUCAAUGUCAUCAAGAAGUGAAUGUAGACGAGGCAAAUCACAACCAUUGUUGUCAUGAAUUCAAAUACAAAAAUGCUCAGCAAUAUGCCCAAUCUUUGCGACCAUGGCUGUGGCAGUAUCAAAAUGCGUGUGUGAUGCACCAGUUCUUAGCAACAAGUUUCAUUAUACAAGCGCAGGCUUUUCCACAUUUUAUACCUUUCAGUGGUGGCAAUAAUGAUCCACUCACAAACAAUCAGUUACAAAAUCGUUUAGAUCCAACAGGUACUGGAAUAGCAGGAGUGCAAAAUAGAAACAGUGUGUAUUAUACCAACAACAUACAAACUGAACCCCAACAACAAUUGCAAGGAGUCCUAUACAAAGUCCCUACAUUUUGGAAAAGAAUAGUUGCUGAGCUCAUUGACUUCACAUUUCUCUUCUAUAUCAAAAUGACAGUUUCUCUGUUCUUGAUGACUGAGUUCAGUUUUGACCAGCUUUCCUUCUUAAAUACAGAGGACUUGAUGGAUUUUGAAAUGGACUAUGAAAGAGCUUUUGCAAUCACUUUUGAUGUUAUAGUUUUAGAAAUUCUGAACAGAAUCUUGAUAACAAUUUUCGAGACUCUGUGCUUGUACAGACCUCAGUUGAGACCUGGAGGAGCUGGGGCUACGCCUGGCAAGAGGUUGUUAGGCUUAAAAGUUGUAUCCUGUGAUCAAGUUCAAAGUUUAGGUCAUGGCCAAGUCAUGGUUUCCCCUGCAGGACCUCUUAGCUUUAAAAGUGCUUUGUUGAGAUCCGUUGUAAAAAACUUCACUAUCGCAUUUUUUCUGCCUGUUUGCCUGACUUUGUUUUUCUUCAAACAUAACCGAGCGGCUUAUGACAUCAUGGCACACACUAUUGUUGUGGAGAAUGUUUGAACAGGAUCUUGCUGGACCAUGCUGACUGUUUGUUAUUUUUCUGCAUUGAAUUUUUUUGUGUGUAAAUCAUUGUAUAAUCUAUGUGAUGUUUUUUUUUUAUUUAAGAUUAUGUGGUUUCCCUAUGUCCGAGAUUUGUUACGGACAAUUAAAGCAGGUGAUUGUAGUAGUGGCCACAUCACACCCACACUAACUGUUCACCACAGAAUUAGGUGAACUUUGUAUCAUAUGCCCCAUGGAUAACUAAGUCUCAAUGUGGGCAUACACAUUUUUUUUCUAAAUAGCCAGAAACAUUCACACUCAUUAAUGCUAGAUGUCUCAGGAACAUCUUUAAAUUUUUUAGGUUAAAAACUAACUCAAGGACUCCAAGCGUGGGAUCUUUAGCUUGGUAGCCAACAAUCUACCUGUUAGGCUUGCACACCCACAUGAAAGCAAUAUAAUGGAAGGAAAGGGGACUUGUUUUAAAUGUAAUACAAUGGUUUUGUUUGUUUUUAAUUUUGAAAGAUUUUCUGUUCUUUGUUCUGGACUGGAAUUUAAUAACUUUAAUUUAAUGCUCUUACCUCUUUAUAGAGUCAGGGCCGGCCUUAGGUAAUUGGAGGCCCUAAGGCAAAGUGAAUUGUGUGGUCCCAAAUGAAAUAGGAAAGCAAAGAAUUAAGACAAAAAUAUGCAAUGAAUUAUGAAACGUCCUGUUUCUAGAUCUAAAUCAACAAAUAAGUUCAUAUAACGCUGAUAGCACUAAUGUGCUUCAUGUAUGAUUCAUGAUCACCAGACUAGAAAUGAUGUUUCCACAUACAGUGGAGGAAACAAUGGUCUUUUAACAUAUGUAGUCUAGCGAGUAGAUCUACACGUUUGCAAAUAAACCUCGGAUCAUAGUACUAGUAGAGACUUAGAGCUAGGCUAGUAGACACAGAGCCAUAGGGUUAUGCUUUGUUUGAAAUUUGAUCCUUGGGGUUGCAAUUUUUUCUCCAAAAAAAAAUAUUUCUUUGCGCCCUGUGUGAAGCACAGGAGGCACAAAUCGGAGGCCCUAGGUGGCUGCCUAGUUUACCUAUGCCUAAGGCCAGCCCUGAUAGAGCUUAAAGUAACAGCAAACAUUUGCCAGGUCAUUGAAGCAGACAGAACCAUCGGAUGUUGUGUCAAGCGUUUCCUCUUCCAUCUCUUUAUCUUUCUGGUGAAAGUGUAGUAUCUUAUAUUAUAUAAUAUAGACGUUACUUCAAAAAAUAAGAUGAUUACAUCCUACGCGUCAUGCAUUCAGUCAUGCAUAUUAACCAAUGACUUAAAUACUGCCAAGUAACUGGUUUUCCUGGCUAGCUCAGGCAACCCAUUCCAUGCUCUAAUAGCACUAGAGAAGAAGGAGCACUUGUACACAUUUGUCCUAGCAUAUGGGAUGUAGCGUAUAGUACCGAUGUUUUUAUUAUAGACUUACUGAUAUAAAAUGGAAUGUACAGUAUUUCUUCUCAUAUUACGUUUAGGCCCAUAAGCCAAUAUAGUACUGUUCCUGCGUUGAGGUGCUAGCACAGCCCUCCUCCUUGGGUGUCCAAGGGUUGGAACUGGAAUCACACUAAAGCUGUUUGAAUUAGUGAAUUAUAUGAGUAUGCAGAAAGUGCCAGAGGAUAAUAUUUUGUUAAAGAUGCAAUAAUCCCUAUGUUCAUGUAUUUAUUAAACUGAAAACAAUCAAAACAUUGUCCAUUCAAUUAAGUGUACUACCUCUAGUGUCAGACAGGAAAGAUAUUGAUAGUUGAAAUGUUAAACCAAAUCAAUAUUAACCCAACACCACACCCCUUUUGUCAGCCAGGAGAGAUAUUAAGAGUUAUAAUAUUAAUCAGAUGUAUGUGUCAUUCAAGCCAUUUUACAGUAUUUAUAUGUAUUUAUAUAUCUAUGUAAUGCGAGGUUCAGUGUAAUUGUUUAUUUUGUUGUCUACUGACUUGAAUGAUUCACUUAUUGGUUGUAUUCUUGGCUAGCAACAUUCUGUUUUACUGAAAGUUGACUCAGGCACAAAUAAAGAGAACUUGACCAGCACCUGUAGUCCUGUGUUAAGAUUGCUUAGUGCUUUAAUGUGCACAAAAGUUGUAUAAAUUAAGUUAGUUUUGUACUAAGUCAUUCACUGUGUUUGAUUGAUCACUGUAAAUUCUUUUGUGGUAGAAAAUCAAAUAUUUGUUUUGAAUUUAAAAACUAUGUAUAAAUAUUUGCAAUGAAAAGUCAAGCGCUGAGAUUGUGAAAAGUCUUUAUUAGAUAUUUUAAUGUAUCUUUCCUUGUUCUUCUUUAAACUGUUUGGUUUCAAAACAAGAGUUUAUUCAUGUUUUGUUUUCAGAGGAAAAAAAAACAAAAAAAUCUAAAAAUUUUUGGUUAUUGCCAGUAAUUUUCUUUUCCUGGUUCGACCUGGGCUGUGCUGUAAAUAUUUGUUAAAUAUUUGUUAUUAUUUUUACAAAUUGAAGUAGAAAUUUUGACACAUGUACUUAAAUUUUUUUUUUUCGUUUUAGUUAUGUAUUUGUUUAUUUGUUAAACUGUGUCUAGUCUACAUAAAUGAAUAAAGCACCAGUUUGUUUUUUUUCAAACAAGUGGAGAGUGUUACUAAGCUGAAGGAAACACUUCCAAUGCUUCAGGUGAAUCCAUCUCAAGUAAUCUUUUUCUAACACAGAAGCAAUAAAAACUACCCCUUUUGUUUGCUUAGGUUAUUCAUUAGUUCAUGUACAUUAUCAUUCAGGUACUACUUACUAUAAGUACCUGUGCAUUAUUUGUCUAAGUCCACUAUAUGACAAUAUCUGCUAGUUAGUUUCAUUACAACAGAAACACAAGGUGCAUACAGGGCUUUGUCUUUUUCUGAACAUAUGGUAUAUGUCUUUUUCUGAACAUAUGGUAUAUAGUUAGUUUCAUUACAACAGAAACACAAGGUGCAUACAGGGCUUUGUCUUUUUCUGAACAUAUGGUAUAUGUAGGAGCACAACACCAGGAUGUUCUCUUCACAGUUCUGUGAUGGCAUCAGUCUGGGAAAGCUAGACCAUUUGUUACAGUAGGCCGCCAUAUUGACCUGUGACAUCGUAACCUGUGGGCAUUGGAGACCAAUAGCGGACCAAUAGCAGACCUGUGAUGUGGCAACGAGCUAUUUGUUUCUGCUGCCCACAGGUUAUGUACGUGUUACUGGUCAGUGUUCAGGCUUUCUAUAACAAUUGAUUUCACAGAAAGUCAUCAACCUUGAUUUGAAUUGUGUGGGUUAGGAUGUUUUUUCAAUGAGUUUUUUAAGUACAGUGUUUAGAUCUGUUGGUAUGUUGUUGGAUGGUUUGAAAUUAUUUAUUGUUUUCACAAAGCGUUUUUGUUUUCUAAAUUAAACAAAUUUAAAACAAAGCUAAAA
This is a messenger RNA of Biomphalaria glabrata, 4554 nucleotides long. Its product is annotated as protein FAM8A1-like. The record is from RefSeq and is a predicted model, not a curated record. Lineage: Eukaryota; Metazoa; Mollusca; Gastropoda; Planorbidae. The transcript has 5 exons. Bases 249 to 1211 code for a protein of 320 amino acids.